AUGUGAUUAUAAAAAGCCAGUCUACAUCCGAGAGCUGUUUACUUGCUGGUGUUCCCAUCUAUCAGUGGGCUCCAGCAGGAAGAUUGCCUCUCCUCUCUCUCCUCCAAGGUAAACCCAGGAGCUGUGAAGUUCUUGGGGACUGAGCCUUCAAUCUGCGCGACUUGACAGUAUAGUGUCAGAAUUGAACUGGAGGACAGAGCUGCUCAGCUCCAAAAAAGCUCCAGGGACCGUCUCCACCUCUUGCCCAACCUGCCUGCGCGCGGCGCCACCAUGCGGCACAAGGUGGUAUCGCUCUUCUUGUGCUACCUGCUACUCUUCACCUGCGUCAGGGUGGAAGCAGGGGAAAGAAAAGAUUCAGAAGACAGUGACUCGGAGUUCUGGAGAGCCAUGACCUUCAUGGCUGUCGGAGGAGGGCUCGCCGUCGCGGGGCUGCCUGCCCUGGGCUUUGCCGGCGCCGGCAUCGCGGCCAAAUCUGUGGCUGCGUCGCUGAUGAGCUGGUCUGCAAUCCUGAAUGGGGGCGGCGUGCCCGCUGGGGGCCUGGUGGCCACGCUGCAGAGCCUCGGGGCUGGUGGCAGCAGUGUCCUCAUGGGAAAUAUUGGUGCCCUUCUGGGCUACACUGCCCAUAAGGUCACAGAAAGGGAGAAAGAAGAUGAGGAAUAAACAGCAGCUCCCAGGAACUGUCUUCUUCUUCCUUGGCCCCCCUUCCAGUGAGAAUCCAACACUUUCUCUGUCACUCUCCCCUAAUGACCUAAAUGGGAAAACAGAAUACAUUUCUCUCAGAAAACACUCUGUCCUUUAACCUUACAAAACCAAACUAUGUAUCCUAAUCGUUAUGUACCUCCAUAUUAAUCUGAAAAAAGAUAAAAGAAAA
This is a messenger RNA of Nycticebus coucang (slow loris), 871 nucleotides long. RefSeq names its product interferon alpha inducible protein 6 (gene IFI6). The coding region runs from base 271 to 660 and encodes 129 amino acids. Gene Ontology annotation, cellular component: membrane; mitochondrion. The transcript is spliced from 5 exons. The record is from RefSeq and is a predicted model, not a curated record. Lineage: Eukaryota; Metazoa; Chordata; Mammalia; Primates; Lorisidae. Gene Ontology annotation, biological process: negative regulation of extrinsic apoptotic signaling pathway in absence of ligand; apoptotic signaling pathway; negative regulation of mitochondrial depolarization.